This is a messenger RNA of Colletes gigas, 3331 nucleotides long. Its product is annotated as glucose-6-phosphate 1-epimerase. Gene Ontology annotation, biological process: carbohydrate metabolic process. Gene Ontology annotation, molecular function: carbohydrate binding; isomerase activity. NCBI's taxonomy places the organism in Eukaryota, Metazoa, Arthropoda, Insecta, Hymenoptera, Colletidae. The transcript is spliced from 6 exons. The coding region runs from base 111 to 947 and encodes 278 amino acids. The record is from RefSeq and is a predicted model, not a curated record.
UAAAAAGUAUUAAAAAAUAAGAAAAUCGAAGUGGUGGGGAUGAGCUUGGGGCAUUGAACAAAGGUUGACUGCGUCGGUUGUGGAGCCGGCGGUGCAUUCACGAUUCAAACAUGGCAGCGGCUACCAGCGUUGUCGUGCUCGAUAGAGGCAACAAUACCACCUGCACGAUUAAUUUACACGGGGCCACGGUCGUUUCCUGGCGCGUGAAUAAUCAAGAACAGCUGUUUGUCAGUAAGCAAGCUGUAUUCGAUGGGAAGAAAGCUAUUAGAGGAGGCAUUCCAUUUGUCUUUCCGCAAUUUGGAGCAUGGACGUUUGGGCCACCUCAUGGUUUUGCAAGAAUUAUUCGCUGGAACGUAGAAAAAUCACCCGAACGAUUGCCCAGCGGUGACGUCGAGGCAAUAUUCUCUAUAAUGGACAGCGAAUUCACCCGCUCGAUGUGGAACUAUCCAUUUAGGUUAACGUACAGACUAAUACUCCGAGAAAAGGAGCUACAUUUUAAUAUAGGCGUGUACAAUCCCAGUAAAGAUCACACGUUUAGCUUUAAUUUGCUGUUACACACCUACUUCAAAGUACCGGACGUUAGGAGAUGUCAAAUCACAGGUCUUCACGGAUGCACUUUCAUCGACAAGACGAGGGACAACCAAAUCUUUCAAGAGGGUCGCGACGUAGUGACGGUGUGCGAGUGGACGGAUAGAAUUUACCAGAACACGCAACCGGAACAUAUUAUCACUAACGUCGUAUCCGGUAGGAAAAUGCGAGUUCAAAAGUACAAUUUCCCCGACACCGUGGUUUGGAAUCCCUGGCAGGAGAAGGCACGCGACAUACCCGACUUCGGUGACGAUGAAUUCCCAAACAUGAUAUGCGUGGAAAGCGGACAUGUUAGCAGCCCGGUCAUAUUAUUACCUGGAACAGCAUUUGAGGCCAGUCAAAUCUUGCAGGUAAUGUGAGUAGAGGGUGGGCCAACUUCGCACGUAACGACCGGAAAUAAUGUCAAUCCGCUGCAUCCGGUAUCCUCUGCAUCAGGUACCGUCUGGCGGACCGGUGCCGGAUGGCUCUAUAUGCCACCACCUCCACCACCACCGCCACCAACAUCCUCGACACAUCAGUCGCACCUCCACGCGCAUUGUAUUGCUCAGACUUGCACUAUAUGUUCUCUCAAUCUUUAAACCAGCAUCUCUUAGAUCAAAUGGACAGAAGGCACUAAUUUUUACCACAACUGUUUUCAAUGUUCAGUUUCGCCAUUCUUUCAUAUCAAUUGCUUCGAUACUUUCAAUCCUGAACGAAUGAUACAUGUAUAAACAGGACCGUGACCUUUGCAACAGACGUCUUUAAAAGUAUAGCAACUAUUUUUACAUUUCACUAUCGGCCAAAAGUGUUUAUCUAAUCAACACUUAGUCUAAUCAUGUUUUUCUUGUCAUGGAAACCCUAAAGUUACAUAUGCUAUUAACUUCUUAAAAAUACUAAUCAAAUUCUUAUUGUCAAAUGCACAUCUCAACAAUUGAUCAGACAAAGGUGGUAGUGUAUGUGGAUCCAAGUACUCGAAAACCAACAGGCAAAGAGAACGAUAUAUUAUCAUUGCCCCGUCCGCCAAAAUACUUAGACACGGCUCUGUAUAUAAAUAUCAUUCUAUUGUGUUUAACAAUGCAGUGUACCAGAUACUGGAAAGCUCUCAAAAUCACUGACAAAAUAUCAAAGAAACACGAAUUUUAUAAAAGAAGUUUAUCAUCCAAUAGACUGUAAACAAUUUUAGAACGAUCGUCGUUUGAUAUAAUUGAAUUUUAGCAAAAUGAAUAAUUGAGUAUUAUACGUGCAUACGUAUGUAUCGAUCUAUACAUAUACAAUAAGAUUUAGUGCGAAUUCCUAUUUUUAAUAAUAUCAUAUUUGCCCAUAUAAUUUGUUUUAAAUUUUUUUCUUUCAAACGAUAAAAUGACACAUUUUGAUUUGUUGAUUAUUUAAUGUUAAUAAAAACAUAAAACAUUCCCAGAUAUUCGUUCAACUACUUAAUAUCGAUCUAACGAACAACGUUUCUUACGUAAUUAUUAAAAAAAUAAACAACUCGAACGUUCAGUUUCUAAAAAAAACAACGAACGUGUUUGUCCGGGCAAUAAAUUUGUUAAACUUUAAUUUUCAAACAAUUCUUUUGAAUAACAAAAAGUGUUUCUUCGCUUGAUGCUUUGUAAUUCGAUUAUUCGUUCUAUUCUUCUCAAUAGUAAUACUUGUUAUAUGUGACUGCUGAAUGCAUAAACAUUGCAAUACAUUAUACUGUUUAUUGUUAUAGUUUAUUAUCUGCUGCGAGAUAUCGACUACGAGUACUUUGUUUGUAAAAAAGCUUCGAAUAUUUUUUAACUAAUUUUAUGCUCAAGUAUUUCAUUGAAUAUUUUUUAUUUCAUAUAAACGCCGGAAAUAACUUGUAUGUAUAUUUUUAAUUAUUUUAAUAGUAGUUACACAGUUUUGUUCUACAAACACAAAAAGUAUUCAAUGUUCGUUAGAAAUCAUUUUCUUUUUUUUUACGGUAUACAUUCGACUUCCGUAUUCACUAAUUUUUUAUCUGCUAUCGAUACAUCGGAAUUUUGUUUUUCAUGUACUCAUACAAAGUUUCGCACAACGUGCUGUUUUAAUAACGCGACUACAAGUGUUUUCAAACGUAAGGAGCAAACUUUAGUUAAUUUCAUUAAGCCAUUUAUUGCGUGACUCAUCUACAAAACAAUACAGAUAUGGUGCUAAUGUUACAGAUAUAAUGUUGUAACAGUAGGUAGUUACAGUAGUUGGAACGCAGUCAACAUUCUUUAUUAUUGUUGUAGCUUUAGCAGCAGGGACAAAUUCUAUCGGACUUUUUAAGUACCAUUAUAUCCUCUAUAAUACCUUGUGCAAAAGGACAAAAAAAAAAAAACCAUACAGUAACAAUACACAAUCGAAAUAAUUGUAAGCAAAUAUUUAUACCGUAUAAUAUUAUAAUACUAGUAUAAAAAAAAAAAAACCAAUUUCAUGUGUGUACGAAACAUUUGUAAAAAUAUUCUCAUGUCGACGUGUUAUUCGCUAAUUAUCUUUCUAGUAACGAGAAACGACUUUAGAAAAUAUUUACACUCUGCCAUUCGAUUAUUGAUAUUUGAAUCGUCGUUAAAUAUUACAAUAUACAGUAAUUCCUACUUUGAAGUAACAAUUUUUUUUUAUAUCUGAUUCGAGUAAUUAAAUCAACCCCUCCUAUCGCCGUUUAUCUCUGCCAUAGUGCACGCCAGAUGGGAAACAUUUUAAUGGGGGAUUCUGGAGGCCAAAAUAAGACGAAAAUCAAGAAUACCAAUUUGUUGAUGGAGGCUUCGUUAAAAAGUUAUUA